CAUAAUUUCUCGUCAUUUUUUUUCGUCAUUGUUUUGCUGCUUAAGGAGUUACGAGUUUUGAGACAAACACUUCCUCGUGUUUCCAUAGAAAUUCCUGUUCUUUUCCCAAUUAAAUUUUCAGUUCAUCACAGUAGCAGAAAAAAGGUUCAUUUCCGUUUCUGUAUACUUUUCUAGUUUUCUCCUUCCUUUUUCAUCUCGAUCGAUAUAAUCGCGCACGCUCACAUCAAUUACUUCGUUUUCUAUUCCUCGGAAGCUUUGAAUUCUUCCGUGCCGGUGAUCGCUGCCGAUCCUAUAUCACACUGUUGCAUUUUAUGAGCUGUUAGCUGUGACUCUGUGAGGAUAGAUGUCAGUUGCAAAAUUAAGCACUUUUAGUACUCUGGAUGCUUCAAGAUCAGAUGAGGGGAAUGAUUCACUUGACACCUUACUGAGGCAAGCUAUAGGAAAGCAACCUGUCCAUACUUUCUCAAGAUUGGAUGACAACCCAGCACAGUGGGUUCAAUUACUUCAUGGCUAUCAACCAGAUAUUCCAGGUUGGCCUUUGUUGACAACAUGGAAAACUCAGAUGCAGAAGUGUGAGAAAUGUUCCAGGGAGUUUUGUUCACCUGUAAAUUACCGCAGACAUAUUCGCUUGCAUCGCCGAUCCUUAAAUUUUGACAAGGACUCUCGAAAGUUAAGGGGUUUAUUGGGCGCAUUCUGGGACAAGCUUACUUUGGAAGAAGUUAAAGAAGUUGUAUCAUUGAAUGACAUCUCGCUCAAGGAAAUUCAGGGGACUUCACUUGUCAAGGACCUGUCAGAGUCCCUCUGCGGACCACGGGUUUGGACUCUUCCACCAGUUUUUGUCAAAGCAGGCUCUACAUUAUUGGAUAUCAUCCAAGCAAAACCUUGUGGGCUUCCAGCUUCAUCCAAUGAGUUAUUUAGCAUCCUUGAUGAUGCUAGUGAAAAAACAUUUUUAUGUGCUGGCACGGCAGAAACAGUGCAAAAAUAUGUUUUUGACGGCGGUGCUACAAAAUUUGGCCUUGAGCUGAAGAACUUAAUUGCAUGCACUUGCUUUCUUUUUGAGCAGAAACUGAUGAAAGCAUGGCUUGCUGACAAAGAUGCAGAGGCUUUGAGAUGUCAGAAGUUGCUUGUGGAGGAGGAAGAAGCUGAUAUGAGAAGGAAAGCUAAGCUAUUGGAAACGAAAAGACAAAAGAAGUUGAGACAGAAGGAACAGAAGGCAAGGGACCAAACAGAUGAGGCAAAAGGGGAUCUAUGUGUGUCAUCUGAUUCUUUAGAUGAUCCUUUAAUGGAAGAAAUACCCAGACCUCCAGCACCAUCUGAUGAAACCUUGUGCUUUGGAAUCGUUUGCUCCUCAAAUGAAGGUCAGGAUAUUGAAGCACAAAAUUCACUAGAUGAGCAUAUUGUAAAUGAAGGUCAAAAUGGCGAACCCAAACUGUUGCAAGAAAACAGUCAAAGGCCACCUGCCAAACAUGGUCCUAUAAAUGGGGGGCCUGUAGUGAACAACUACAAGGUAUGGACAAGGAAAAUUAGAGUGGCAAACAAUGAGAGCUUUAGGGAUUUGGUACAGAAAAAUGGAGUAAGCCGAAACCCAAGUGACUGUGACGUGAUGAUUGGAUCUAUAUCUGUGCCUAUGAGAAAUUGUACUCAACAAGAUUCGGUACAUAAGAAACAUAAUGUUAAUGGCCCCACUAAGCUUUGGAGGCCUGUGAGUAGGCAUGACAAGGGGAGACAAUAUGGAGAUUUACUGAAGAAAGUUCAUGAUCAAACUCUAUCCAAUAAAGCAUUUCUGAAUUCACCAGAGAGCAAUACACAUGCAGAAGGGUCCUUACCAUUCUGCGGUAGCGUCGCGAGAGAUUUUCUUGCUCAGAGAUGGAAAGAGGUGAUGUCGGCAGAUCAUGUAGAAUUAGUGCUGUCCUUUGCUCCUUCUGACCCUCCAGAGUGCCCCCAUGACACUAUAGAAGCAACGUGACUUGUGAAUCUUAUAUUUUUUUGUGGAAUUCAAAGUUCUAAUCUACAAGAGGAAAGGGUGAUACAUAGAAGUACAUUUCCAAGAAUACAGAAAAACCAUUUAGGUCAGUAAUCAAGUUUUUAGCUUUUGGAGAAAUAGGUUACCAGUCACAACUUCUGUCUCAAGUUUCGUCUUUCUUGGCACCUAUCAUUUUGCCUUUUUCUGAUUUCAAAUUUUACUGUUACAGUGUUCCUUCCUUUGUAUGGGACUUUUUUACCUCCCAUUUUUGCAUGAUAGUCUCAGAAUAGAUUUAGACAGCCUCAACCCAUUUUUCCUUGCGUCAUUUGAUGCUCUCUAGCAAUUAAGUUCAUUGUGCAUGCGACGGUUUAAGCCACUUUGCACUGUGCUCAAUCUUUGUAUUUGCUCACUUGUAGGCCUUGUCACGGUUACCAGAUUGUUGGGUGUAUUAGUGAUUUGUAAAAUGCUGUGAAGUAAGUUGUUCAAUAAUUAUAGUUAUCGUGUGAAAAUGUGAAAUGGCUUACAAG
This is a messenger RNA of Cuscuta epithymum, 2490 nucleotides long. The record is from the annotation of a GenBank genome assembly. NCBI's taxonomy places the organism in Eukaryota, Viridiplantae, Streptophyta, Magnoliopsida, Solanales, Convolvulaceae.